Messenger RNA from Solanum tuberosum (potato), 1506 nucleotides. RefSeq lists its product as uncharacterized. The coding region runs from base 1 to 1506 and encodes 501 amino acids. Lineage: Eukaryota; Viridiplantae; Streptophyta; Magnoliopsida; Solanales; Solanaceae. The transcript has 4 exons. The record is from RefSeq and is a predicted model, not a curated record. Gene Ontology annotation, molecular function: nucleic acid binding. Gene Ontology annotation, biological process: DNA integration.
AUGUCGGCUUUUACUGGAGGUUCAUCAAAGACUUCUCAAAAAUUGCACACCACUUAUGCAAACAUUUUGCAAAAAGUGGUGAAAUUCAACUUUGAUGAUGCAUGUAUGGUAGCCUUUAAGUGUUUAAAAGAAAAAUUGAUCUCCACCCCGAUUAUCAUUAGUCCUGAUUGGUCAGCACCCUUCGAAGUGAUGUGUGAUGCAAGUGGUACAGCAUCAGGUGUCGUGUUGGGGCAAAAACGCAACAAACUAUUUCAUCCCAUUUACUACACAAGCAAAACUCUGAAUGGUGCUCAAUGUAACUAUGUAGUUACGGAGCAAGAAUUACUCGCGGUGGUAUAUGCAUUUGAGAAAUUUCGGGCAUACUUGCUAGGCACUAAAGUGGUUGUUCACACUGAUCAUGCUGCUCUGCGUUAUUUGAUAGCAAAGAAGUAUGUCAAGCCAAGAUUGAUAAGUUCGUUUGGUAAUCAGUACAUUUUGGUGGCAGUAGAUUAUGUUUCUAAAUGGGUAGAAGUUGUGGCAUUACCAAACAAUGAAGGGAGAAGUGUUGUUCAGUUCCAAAAAUGUUACAUCUUUACUAGGUUCGGCACUCAUCGGGCUACUAUUAGUGAUAGAGGAUCCCACUUUUGCAAUAGGCUUUUUGCAUCCACAUUGAGCAAAUAUGGGGUGAGACAUAAAUUAGCAACACCAUAUCAUCCUCAAACGAGUGGCCAAGUGGAAGUUUCGAAUCAGGAGAUCAAGAGUAUCUUCGUUAAGACCGUAAAUGCAAAUAGGACUGAUUUGACUCGAAAUUUAGAUGAAGCACUGUGGGCAUAUCGCACCGCCUACAAGACACCAACUGGUAUGUCUUCAUAUCAACUAGUCUUUGGGAAAUCCUUCCAUUUGCCGGUUGAAUUAGAACACAAAGCAUUAUGGGGAUUAAAGGCUCUAAAUCUAGACUGGGCAUGGACUUCAAAAGGAAGAGCAGAUCAGCUCAAUGAAUUGGAUGAAUUCAGAUUUAGGGCCUAUGAAAGUUUAGCACUCUACAAGGAAAAGAUGAAGAAAUGGCACGAUUCUAGAAGCCUUAGGAGGGAAUUCCGAGUUGGAGAUUGGGUGUUGCUGUAUAAUUCUCGACUAAGACUCUUUCCGGGAAAGCUCAAAUUCAAAUGGUCAGGCCCAUUUAGAGUAACACGGGUGUUCAGUAAUGGAGCCAUUGAAGUCAAAGGUGUAGGAGACUUUGCAAAGUUAAGACUCCAUCGGCGAGUCACCGAGUCAGUUCGGCGGGAUACUUGCACCACUCGGCAACUCGCCGAAGUGAUUGGUCUACCCGACUUUCACUGCAUUUUUGCAUUAGCCCUGGUAGCCCAGAAUCUUGGAUCAUUUGGCAAGGCUUCAAUUCCAUUAGGCGAUGCGCCAAUGUAUUCGGCAGACUCCCUAUUGUUCGCCUUUUUUCCCCCACAUGGACUGGUUGCACAUGGGAAAUUUCGGCGAGCUCCAGAUCAUUUGGCGUAUCACCAAACAGUUCGGUGA